AGGACCCACUUCUGUUUCCAUGGACUUUUUUGGGCUUGUGCUAUUGGUAGAGAACGAAAGUGGUGGAAAAACUUAAGCUCUUGCUAUGGUGAUAAGCACGAGGCCUCUCCUCAGGCUUUUGUUUGGCCCAAAUCCAUGGGCGAAAGGUCCAACACAGACAGCCUUUAGGGAAAUUCAAACUAGCAACAGCUACCAUUUAUUUAAACUAGCAACGGCUACUUCUUGAUUUCAAAAUUCCUUUGCUAGGAGCGUAGAAGAAAAUGAAAAGAAGAAGCAGUGAUGGAUCAAAUAGACGGAUUGGACCCGGAGUUGCAGUUUCUUGCCUCAAAGCAGGAGACAAGUUACGAAUGGGAACUGUUCAAAGAAAAUGUAAGGCCCUUGAAGGGAGGCCGUAACGUUCGUCUCUUGAACGACGCACUUAAAUCCCACGCCCACAAUCAACUCAAGAAGUCUCUUCUUGAGACUCGAAGGAGGUUGAUUGAGGCAAUUGAUGAGUAUAAAGGGAAUGAUCCUCUCUUGCCAUGGCUCGAGCGUAUUAAAUGGGUUCAAGAGUCAUUUCCACCUGGUGGAGAUUGCUCAGGACUGAUUGUAAUAUAUGAACAAUGCGUGCGUGCCUUUUGGCAUUCAGACCGCUACAAGGAUGAUCUUCGCUACCUCAAAGUGUGGCUGGAAUAUGCUAAAAACUGUGCUGAUGCGGAAGUAAUAUACAAUUUUCUUGAUGCAAAUGAAAUUGGAAAGUCACAUUCCGCAUGCUAUGUAGCAUGUGCUUUACAUAUGGAGUCCAAGUCUAAGAUGAAGGUUGCAAAUGACAUAUUCAGUCUUGGGAUAUCUAGGGAUGCUCAACCAAUAGAAAAAUUGAAUGAUGCCUACAAGAAAUUUCUCAUGAGAUCAAUGAGAAAACCAAAAGUCAUGGAGGACAACUCUGAAGAAAAUCACUUGCCAGUCCGAAGCUUUGGAACAGUGUUGGCCAGUGUAGGAAAUAGUAAGUUUUUGUUGCUAUGUUCCACCAUGCUAAGAAAAUUUUUUUAUUAUCUUCUAGGGAGGCAAAAUAUGGAGAGUGCUGAUGUUGCCAGGAGCAGAUUGAACCGGACAGGGCUCAAAAGACUGCCCUUUCUAUUUAUAAAGACUCAAAUACUGAUAUCAUGUUGGUAUAUCAGCCUGGCAAGUCAAAAACAUAAACUCUCAAUCUAGUUCUCACUACAACACAAUUUUUCCAGAUGUUCAUGUAAAGAUAAUUUGUUUCAGAUUCCACAAAGACCCAGGCCUCAAGAUGGAGGAGCAACGGCAAGUGCCUGCAUUGAAGUAUUUGUUGAUGAGGAAUGUGCAGAGUGAGUAAUCUUAUGUUUCCUUGAGAAUGUAUACCACUCUCUACUUGAUGAAUAUCUAUCUUAUAAUUGUAGAUUGCAUCAAUGUUCCUGUCCUAAGUGUAACGCCCCUAUUUGCAUAGCCUGGUAUAUUUUACUAUUUCGGUGACCGGUGUCAGUCCGGAUAAUUAA
Molecule: messenger RNA, 1496 nt
Organism: Hevea brasiliensis (rubber tree)
Lineage: Eukaryota; Viridiplantae; Streptophyta; Magnoliopsida; Malpighiales; Euphorbiaceae
Product: mitotic spindle checkpoint protein BUBR1-like
Biological process (GO): mitotic spindle assembly checkpoint signaling; meiotic sister chromatid cohesion, centromeric
Molecular function (GO): protein kinase activity
Source: RefSeq, a predicted model, not a curated record